Molecule: messenger RNA, 3480 nt
Organism: Penicillium canescens
Lineage: Eukaryota; Fungi; Ascomycota; Eurotiomycetes; Eurotiales; Aspergillaceae
Exons: 3
Coding region: 1-3480 (1159 amino acids)
Source: RefSeq, a predicted model, not a curated record
AUGAGCCGAAGAGGACCUACGGCGAAAUACAAAACGAGGGCUGAGAAGAAUGCGGCUCGACGGCUCCGCUAUCAGCAGCGAAAGCGAGGUCCACUGCCGUCUCGGGAGUCAUCAGUCCCGGGACGUCCACGAACGCAGCUAGAACAAGUCGUUCGCAAACCACACAAGCCGAGACGAGAGGAAAAUUCAUCUCCACAGACCGGACCCGGCAAUGAGCGUGCGGCUGCUCUAGAUACACUUGAUGCGGGGCCUAUACCAGAGCCACAACUCACACUGGAAGGCUCGCUGCCUUUAUCCAACGAUAAUGAUUUCUCGCUGGAUGAUCCUAGUGUGUUCGAUUCUGACGGCGGAAAUGCUCCGCAGCAGGAGGAGGCAAUUAUCAACGAUAACCCGUCUGCUAAAGCGAUUCCAGACGAUAACGAGCCCACUGAAGGCCCAAUCUCCGCCAAUGACCACGAACCGAUUCUAUUCGACAUUCCCGAUGUUUCAGCAGAUUCAGACACUGAUGCUUCGGCGGAUAGUGCAUACGGAUCUGAUGAGGAUGACGGCGACUACCCACUGUCCGAUCCGUCGAACAUCGAGACUGCGGACACUGAUAGCCUUGGGGUGCGAAUAGCACGACAGAUACUCCACUUCCAGGGCUGUUGCCCGGAGUGUCAUCAGCGGUCAAUGGAGCCGCCAGUUAGCCAGGAUGGAUCUCCUCUCGCAACUAUCAGGCUGGGCGACCUGCAGAAGUGGUCUUGCCCCAAGGUGCUUGGUACUCCACGACUCGCCGAUGCAGAGACUACCUGGACGAAAAAGUGGUCUGCGGCUGACCGCCGAAGACUAUUCUGUGGCAUUUGUAACGAUCAUGUGACACCUCCAGUAGUCUUACUCGCAGAUGAGGAAGAACAGCUGAUGCCGCCAGACGUUUCAUUCGACACUGAUAGUGUCACAGCCUUUGUAGGCAAUCUCGCCGCCGCGCGCCAAGGCAUUCGGUGGCAACCCGUUCAGCGGCCGGUGUCAGACCUACAGUCAUCCCUCCACCUCGAUCCGUUACCGGUGGAGUAUACCGACCGUCAUAGUGGCUGUAUUCGCCGAACCCAUAUGCCCGUCCACAAGAUCAAGCAUUAUACACUGGGGCGAGUUGUAGCCCUUCAGGAGGGAUACUCAGGGCACUAUCUUCAACACUAUCCUUCGAGCUACGCUCAUGCCUCUAUGAACACGUGGGCGGCUUGGAAGGAAGCGCGCUCUGUAACCACCCAAACGAGACAGCAGCUAUUAAAUCACAUUCUUCCGCCGGACGGGCUUGCAGCUGUAUGGACGGCCGUACUCAAGAUCAUCGAGCAGAAGGAUCUCCAACAAUUUCGACACAUUCACCUCCUCCUGGAUGCCAAGAACCUCAAGGUGGCCACGAAGAGUAUGACCUGGUCUGGUAUGCAGCAACGAUUCGAGCAAACCUGGACUUCAACCAUCGAUCCGGAGCACGUUAAAAUCAUGUAUCGAGAUAUUGGGAAGGAAAUUUGCCCGAAGCUCCCUGCCCCCGAUCAUACCCCCGAGCUACUCAACCCCGUGGAGCCUCUCACAUUUAUGUGGCGUCGAUGCUGUCUUGAAAAGUAUCGGGCAGAUCAUCAACCCCCAGGCAGUUCCUCAUCAACUUUUUUUCCUUUCUCCUUUUUACGUGAUAGUGGAUCACUCACCCUGGAGACUCGGCGAAGGUCAUCGCUUCGAGCAGACGGUCUUUUUUACACCCAGUUCUACGAUUCGGUGAAAGAAGCCCUAUGCGCGGGGAAGGUGUAUCCUUUUAGCAACCGUAUGAUAGAGGCCAUUGCACUGGAUUCAGACGUGAAACAGAAUUGGGAGCAUUGCGGACGGGCAGCCAAGCAGAGUUUGAAAAUUCUUGCGGAUGCAUACCUCCAUUCCAAGACGAGGAGCGCAAGGGCCCUUCAUAAUUCAAGAACCAAGUCGUUUGGGGUUCGGGAAGAAUACCGGCUUCGAACAGACCUUCUGCAUCAAAUUGACCAGGAGAUUGAGCGGCUCGGAUUUGCGAAUCACGUUAUGCACCUCCGUGGUAGACCAUCGCCGUGCACCCAGCCCUUUCUUGUCUAUCGUACCUCUACCAUCUUGGGUUGGCUGGAGUGGAAUAUGAACAAGCUCUGCGCGGGGUUCGAGAUGGUUUAUAGUCUGUCUCGGCGCGAUUUAGUUCUCUGGGAGCAUACGCGGCUUAUGUUGUUAUUCCUACGCAGUCUCCGCUUCUCGUUUGGCGGAAGGGGAAACCAGCUUUCUUGGAGUUUUGCUUGCUGGCAAGACAUUCGGGACCAGCCUCCGUCUAAUAACAAAUUUGAUGACGAGCAUUCCACAGACCCGGCCGACCGUCGCUGGGAGGGAGUCGGGAUGAAGGUUACACUAGAGAGGACAGGCUACGCCUGGUUCCUGGACAAGAUCGACUGGGAAACCAUGUUCUUUCACGUUGCCCACCGUCCGUACAUUCAGCUCCACACCCCGAGCGUCCUUGGCCGGUAUAUUGAACGAUACCAGGCCGUGCGUGGUGCUAAGCAACACUUUCUAGAAUUGGAAAGCUAUUUAAUGGCGCUGGAUACUGCUUGCUAUACCGCAGAUCCUGCGCGGAUCUACGGCCUCUUAUCCUUGUUAGUGGACUUCUGCCUGCGAGCGUUUCGAAGAGACGUAUUCGAGAGCGUCCAGUCUAUUAUCCUUCCGGCUAGUCGAGAAGCAGCGCUUGCUGGGUCCAUUGCUCUUUGUGGACCGGACCUAGAAGACCAUAUUGAUCCGGCCCACCUACCGCUCUUUGUCGCCCCAGGCCUAUCGCGCCCAAAUCCCCGUGGAAUAUCUGAUAUCCUACACCGGUUCUGGGAGCCGCAGCUAGGCUCUGAGCUGGACCCAGGUAUCACCGAAUACGACACCGACUCGGAACUGGAUGAAAGUCACGGAGUGCAAGACAGUUGCCAGCAGGCCGUUUUUCCGACUUUCGGAAACAAAACAUACAGGACUCUUUUUAACCGUUGCCUGAAGAGAAUCGGCCAUAUCCUUGGAAGUCGACAACAGCAGGCCUGGUGUGAAGACCUUCAACGCCGCUUCAUUUCCACACACUGGGUGCUUCCGUAUCCGAGCACGAAUUCUUUUGUUUCGAAGAUACAAGUUCGGAGAACGGGCAAAUGGAGAUACCGUUGGUGGUCUAGUUAUCACCCCGCGGUGACACAUGCCUUUCCAUACACAAGUGACGCUUUCCCGCCCCUAGUCACAGCGGCGGUGGUUUCCGAUCUCCCAGUAGACGGGUGGAUAGCCUCAAACAAAAUCAUGGAUAUUCGCAUUCAACUACCUCGAAUACCUUCUGACCUUUCCGCUUUCCUCCGCCAGCUAUCUGCAUGUUCUAUCCCGGCUCCACCUCUGCCCAAUGGGGAGAUUAUAUUUCCAGUCGACACUAUACGACCGCGAUUCCAACUGUCUAACCCGGAUGACCUUGUUGGCAACCUCGGCAGCUGA